Messenger RNA from Grammomys surdaster, 3322 nucleotides. RefSeq names its product cytidine monophosphate-N-acetylneuraminic acid hydroxylase. Gene Ontology annotation, molecular function: 2 iron, 2 sulfur cluster binding. Lineage: Eukaryota; Metazoa; Chordata; Mammalia; Rodentia; Muridae. The transcript has 16 exons. The record is from RefSeq and is a predicted model, not a curated record. Bases 174 to 1910 code for a protein of 578 amino acids.
GCAUAAGGGAGCUGUGGAGAGUUACAAGACUCCAGUGAACCAAUGGGAGGGACAAAGGCAGAGCAGGCAGCUCCUAGCUACAGGCAGUCUAACGCCAUCCUGCCCUUCCUGGUGUGAGCCACAGAAGUAGAAAGAACACCAGCAACUGUUUUGAAAUACCCUGGAGCUGGCAGAUGAUGGACAGCAGGAAACAGACAGCUGAGACCCUGCUGUCCUUGUCUCCUGCCGAAGUUGCUGACCUCAAAGAAGGAAUCAAUUUUUUUCGAAAUAAGACUACUGGGAAAGAGUACAUUUUAUACAAGGAGAAGGACCACCUAAAGGCAUGCAAGAACCUCUGCAAGCACCAAGGAGGCCUGUUCAUGAAAGACAUCGAGGAUUUAGAUGGAAGGUCUGUUAAAUGCACAAAGCACAACUGGAAGUUAGAUGUGAGCACCAUGAAAUAUACCAACCCUCCAGGGAGCUUCUGUCAAGACGAGCUUGUUGUCGAAAUGGAUGAAAACAAAGGGGUUUCCCUUGUAGAACUGAACCCUCCUAACCCCUGGGACUCUGAUCCCAGGUCUCCUGAAGAAUUAGCUUUUGGGGAAGUACAGAUAACAUAUCUCACUCAUGCCUGCAUGGACCUCAAGUUGGGAGACAAGCGGAUGGUGUUUGACCCUUGGUUAAUUGGUCCUGCUUUUGCCCGAGGAUGGUGGCUGCUACACGAGCCUCCAUCUGACUGGUUGGAGAGGCUAUGCAAAGCAGACCUCAUUUACAUCAGUCACAUGCACUCAGACCACUUGAGUUAUCCUACCCUGAAGCAGCUUUCCCAGAGACGACCAGACAUUCCCAUUUAUGUUGGCGACACAGAAAGGCCUGUGUUUUGGAAUCUGGAUCAGAGCGGCGUCCGGUUAACUAACAUCAACGUGGUUCCAUUUGGAAUCUGGCAGCAGGUAGACAAAAGUCUCCGGUUCAUGAUCUUGAUGGAUGGCGUUCAUCCUGAGAUGGACACAUGCAUUAUUGUGGAGUACAAAGGUCAUAAAAUACUCAACACAGUGGACUGCACCAGACCCAAUGGGGGAAGGCUACCUGAGAAAGUUGCUCUAAUGAUGAGUGAUUUUGCUGGAGGAGCAUCAGGCUUUCCAAUGACUUUCAAUGGUGGAAAAUUUACUGAGGAAUGGAAAGCCCAGUUCAUUAAGGCGGAAAGAAGAAAACUUCUGAAUUACAAAGCUCAGCUGGUGAAGGAUCUGAAGCCUCUCAUCUAUUGCCCAUUUGCUGGGUACUUUGUGGAAUCUCACCCAUCUGACAAGUAUAUUAAGGAAACAAACACCAAAAAUGAUCCAAAUCAGCUCAACAAUCUUAUUAAGAAAAACUCUGAUGUGGUAACAUGGACCCCUCGACCUGGAGCUACCCUUGACCUGGGCAGGAUGCUGAAGGACCCAACGGACAGCAAGGGCAUUGUGGAGCCUCCAGAAGGGACAAAAAUUUACAAGGAUUCCUGGGACUUUGACCCAUACCUGAAGAUCUUGAAUUCUGCUGUCAAAGAUGAAAUCUUCCUUCACUCAUCCUGGAUUAAAGAGUACUUCACUUGGGCUGGAUUUAAGAAUUACAACCUGGUGGUCAGGAUGAUUGAAACAGAUGAAGACUUCAGCCCGCUUCCUGGAGGGUACGACUAUCUGGUGGACUUUCUAGAUUUAUCCUUUCCGAAAGAAAGACCCAGCCGGGAGCAUCCUUAUGAAGAAAUCCGUAGCCGUGUGGAUGUCAUCAGGUAUGUGGUGAAGAACGGCCUGCUGUGGGAUGACUUGUAUAUCGGAUUCCAGACCCGAUUGCAGCGGGACCCUGAUAUAUACCAUCAUCUGUUUUGGAAUCAUUUUCAGAUAAAACUCCCUCUAACACCACCUAACUGGAGGUCGUUCCUAAUGCACUGUGGUUAGACCGGACCUGGCAUGUCCCAGGACCCCAGCCCAUAGGAUGGUGUCUGCACAUUCAAGAUGGGUCUUCCCUGCUUGGAUAAACCUUUCUGGAAACACUUUCAUAGACACACCCAUAACUACCAUUAUUCAUUGGCAGUGUCUUUUAUUCAGAGACAGCAAACAAUACCCAAAACUAAAGUAUUUGAUCUUACAUCUUGAAUGCAGCAGUUUAUGCCAAAGAAGACAAGUUUCUAUCAGCAAUGGACAAACACUACAUUUAAGGGAUGUUCACAUAUGUGUCUGUUGUACAUUAUUGCAUAGACUGACUCAAAACUAUUUUAUUGGGGCUGGUGAUGUGGAUUGGUAGUAUAGCAUGUGCUUUGAGUGCAUGAGACCUUGGGUUCCACCUCAGUAUGCCCCCAAAUUCAUCCCAUCUAUACUCCUGUGCAAGGAGACCUAAGGAAAGCCAAGAAUGAGCUCUGUGUGGGAAAUAGAGCCUAACGAAAGGAAAAAGUGAGUCCCAGCAUAGUAGGGACAGGAAGGGAAAGCUACAAGACUCCAGCAGCAAAAAGAAAGAAAGCUGGAGAAAAGAUAGCCUUCUGGGAGGAAGGUGGGGAGACUUGAAGAAAAUGGGAAAGAGGCAGUGCUACUGGCCAAAGGAAGGAUGUAGAUCCGUCUCUGGGCUGCUUCACAACAGUGUUUUCAGUUUUUCAGAGAGCUGUUGGCACCAUCUCCUUUCCAAACACAGGCUGGGAGCCCAAAGGUCCCAUCUCACUAGAAAUACUUUGAUUCUGUUGUGAAAUGUUUCAAUCAAUGAAGCCUGGGAGUUUUAAUAGGUUCUAUAGAUCUUUGAUUGAUGGCUCAUGAGAACACCAGUUAAUAAUCUUAAAGAGAGAAUAUUUUUUAAAAUCUAUAGAGAAUAAGAAUAUUUGUCUUCAAAAUAACCACAACAAAAAGCCAUGAAAAAGUAUUCCUUUUAGAAUUUGAUAAACAUUGUUUCAAAUAGACAAAUAAGUUGCCUGUGGGGUUUUUUUCUAUUUGAUUAUUUCCGAUGUACUCAUGUGUUUCUAAGGAACUGUAAUUAUUAACCAGAGUUCUCCUUUGCAUGUUGUUUUGCCAUCCUUUGCCUGCCACAGUCAAGUGCACUCUCUGACUCUGUCACCUACCUCUCGAUUUUGACCUCAGAGUUGCUGCCUAACUAAUCAAUGGAAGAUGGGCUAUCUCCUUCUCAUUAAAAUAAGCAGCAUGAACAGUAGACUAUUCUUGUUUAUAUCACACUAGGAAAAAUACAAAUGCUUGGAAGUCAGAGAUUAGACUUUGUGAUUUAUACUAGAAAGUAAAUCAUUCAGUUGCUACUAAAAUAAUAUAAUGUUUAUCGAUAUAUAUGUUCAGAUGUAUAUGAUGGGCAAAUAAAAGAUUGUUUUAAAACAGAA